CCACAAGGUGGCGCGCAUGUGACGAGAACUUGUUUCUCAGGCGUCAUCUUUUUGGAUGUUUGAUAUUAAAACAACAAAUAGUUUCUUUUCGCGUUAUCUGUCAAUUAAUCCACUACCGAAUAUAAGAGCUUGCUAAAGCUCGAGCGUGUGAUUUUAGUGGGGCACAGCAGAUCAAUACUGGGUCACGCGCCCCAGUAAGAGGGGUCUAACGACGCCUGUCACUGAGAGUAUGGUUAGCUUAACGUUAUAGCAAAUGUGUACUCUCUUGUCGUUUAAUGAAAAUGGCUGAUAUUUUAUCGUUGAAAGAAUCAGUUCUGGUCUAUUUAGACAGAAGUGGUGGCCUCCAGAAACUGGCCGAAGACUGCAAAACAUUCAGUGACCCUCAACAGGUGGAAGCAGUUUACAGGUUUUGUAUUAGUGUGAAUCCCUCUGAUGUGAUAGAGUUGGAUCCUGUAUUGGGUGAUUAUGUUCUGCAUGACCCCUUGAGAGCAACAGCUUUGUUUCAGUCUGUUUGCUUCCUGGCCAUAAAGACACUGUCACUUGUUGAAAAAAUACACACACAGAGUCAGGUGAAUGUAAAUCUUAAGUUUACACACUUACCUCCAUUUCCUGAGUACACGCUGGACCUUAGUAGCUUUCCUCGUGUAUAUGGACCCAUGAGACCUGUCUUCAUGGAGGGUCUGGUCAUUGCCAUGACGAGGGUCACGAAAUACACCCAAGGGGCCAGGUUCCUCUGCAUUAAUGAUGACUGCCCCUGCUCUACAGGGUUCCACCACAUCAGAGUCCAUGCACCUGGAGCCACGGAGUCAGCUACUGUGAGAAACGACUUUAGCUGCAUGAUCUGCAGCUCCCAACUAAAGGAGGAUGUGAAGUUCAGAGUUUUGGGAGACAAACAGCUUGUGGAGCUGAUUCAUGUCAAAGCACUGGAUGUUCUAACUGGGCAUCAGCAAAGCUCACUCCAAUACCAGUCUGUCACCCUCUUUCUCAGAGAUGAGUUGUGUAACUCGAUGAGAAUUGGUCAACUCUACAGGGUGUUGGGUAUUCCUGCUCAUGUGCACCAGUGGCCCAACAUUACAUGGAGUAUAGAGGCAAAUAGAGUCCAACUGUGGGAGCCAGAGCAUCCCCAGGAGGUCAGUGCCAGCUUCCAGGAGCUGUUGAAGGCCACAGCCACUUCUCCCUGGAGGUUUGCAACCGUUGUAGCUCACUACUUUGGGUUGGAUGUGGCUCCUCCAGGCUUGUACAACACACUAAAGCUGGUUUUAUUGCUCAGCUUGGUGCUGACCAGAGCAGAUGCAGAAGACACAUUUCACAACUUGGAUCUGCUAGUGGUCACCACUGAUACUCUCAUAUUAGACAGACUAAUGGCCUACAGCUUGACCUUGGUGUGUCGUGGGGUCAGGCAUCAGGCCUCAAGGGAGAUGUUUGCAUCUUUGUCACGGGAUGAACAUGGAGCAGGCACUGCUAACAUCCAUGCUGGUUCAGCCCUGCUAGCCACUGGAGGCAUUUGCAUGUUGGGAGAUCUUGGCUGUUACAGAAAGGACAAACUCGAUGCCAUUCAAUCAGUUUUGGAGAGCCGCACAGUGUCUGUGUUCAUCCCAGGCAAGAAAUAUGGUGAGGAUGCUGACCAGCAGGUUUCUUUUCCAAUCCAGUGCAGCUUCUGGGCUUUCACAGACUUGUCUCAGCGGUCUGGGAGGGCAGAGUAUGCCACACUGGGAACUGCAGAAAUGGGCCCUGUAUCGACUCAGUUGGCAGAUGACUUUGGCCUCGUCAUCCAGUGUAGGGAUAUAGUGGGAGAACAGGCCCUGCUGCAUGCACAGGCUGUCCACACCCUCCAGCAGGCAGUACAGUCUGAAGAACCUGUUUGCCCAUCCUGCUGGAAAUUUUCUACUCAAGACUACAAAGAGCUCAUAGCCCAUGCACAAAGUUUGCAAGUGGAGCUCAGUCGUGGAGCGGAGAAAAUUAUUCACGGAUAUUACUUGGCCAGCCGACGAGUCCGAACACAGAAUCAGGGCAUCAAAAUGUCUGUGGCCUCUGUUAAGCUACUGAUUUCUUUGGCUGAGGCCCACUGCAAGCUGUGCCUCAGAACACGAGUACUAGAAGAAGACGCUGUGAUUGCUGUGCUCCUUUGUGAAAACUCUGUCACUCUCAAGCAUGGAGCUUCUGCUCUUGUUAUUCCACCUGACACAAUGUUUCCCCAUGACCUUGGUGAUGUGGAUGGCUUGCAAGAGAGAGAUGUGACCCUGGAUAAGCUCCAUCAGGAUAUCCUACACUUCAUUUAUGCCUAUGCACCAGGAGCAGACACAUACAUCACAGAGGAGUAAAGCCACUCUGAAGCUUCAAAAACAGUGUUCGAGUCAAAUGGGCAAUAUAGGUGGUGGCCAGUAUCAACACGUCAAGUUUGGAAAGCUUGGUGUCCGGCGGCACUGAUGG
Monopterus albus (swamp eel) is the source of this 2430-nucleotide messenger RNA. RefSeq names its product minichromosome maintenance domain containing 2 (gene mcmdc2). Gene Ontology annotation, biological process: double-strand break repair via break-induced replication. Lineage: Eukaryota; Metazoa; Chordata; Actinopteri; Synbranchiformes; Synbranchidae. The coding region runs from base 276 to 2321 and encodes 681 amino acids. The record is from RefSeq and is a predicted model, not a curated record. Gene Ontology annotation, molecular function: DNA binding; ATP binding; single-stranded DNA helicase activity. Gene Ontology annotation, cellular component: nucleus. The transcript is spliced from 15 exons.